Arabidopsis arenosa is the source of this 761-nucleotide messenger RNA. The record is from the annotation of a GenBank genome assembly. Lineage: Eukaryota; Viridiplantae; Streptophyta; Magnoliopsida; Brassicales; Brassicaceae.
AACAAUAAACAUAAAUGUGAUCGAUUUCUUUCCUACAAAGAUGGCUUUGGACAACAUUAGGUUUGAGUCGUUGACGGACAAGAGCAAGCUCGAUGGUCAGCCUGAGCUAUUCAUUCAUAUCAUUCCCGAUAAGACUAAUAACACCUUAACCAUUAUCGAUAGUGGGAUUGGGAUGACUAAGGCUGAUUUGGUGAACAACCUUGGAACAAUUGCAAGGUCACGAACCAAGGAAUUCAUGGAGGCAUUCGCUGCUGGCGCUGAUGUUAGCGUGAUUGGUCAGUUUUGUGUUGGUUUCUACUCUGCUUACUUGGUUGCUAACAAGGUUGUUGUUACUACCAAGCACAAUGACCAAUUGACGAUGAGCAGUAUGUGUGGGAGUCUCAGGCCGGUGGGUCUUUAAUCGUGACCAUAGACACCUCUGGGGAGGCUCUUGGUAGAGGAACCAAGAUGGUCGUUUACCUCAAGGAAGACCAGUUGGUUAGAAUAUUGUUUUUCUCUUAUUAGUUUUUAUAGAUGAUAGCCGAUUGAUUUUGUAAGAUUUACAAUCUUUUAUUUUAGGGUUUCUUUAACUGUAAGCUCAUUAAGUGAUAAUGAGAUCAAUUACUUCAAUAUAUUAAUUUGAAUCUAUAAAAAAGAUGAAGGGGAAGAUUCCAGUUGCACAUGUUUCAUCCCGUGUACUCUAGGUGUGUUUUCUCAUCUUUGAGUUUUAUGAAAAGAUUUGUGUGAUGUAUUAUUUUGAUGAUUAAAGCCAAGUUGAAUUA